Messenger RNA from Notechis scutatus (mainland tiger snake), 4315 nucleotides. RefSeq names its product SEC31 homolog A, COPII component (gene SEC31A). Lineage: Eukaryota; Metazoa; Chordata; Lepidosauria; Squamata; Elapidae. Gene Ontology annotation, cellular component: COPII vesicle coat; endoplasmic reticulum exit site. The record is from RefSeq and is a predicted model, not a curated record. Gene Ontology annotation, molecular function: structural molecule activity; protein binding. Gene Ontology annotation, biological process: COPII-coated vesicle cargo loading; endoplasmic reticulum organization; endoplasmic reticulum to Golgi vesicle-mediated transport.
GCCGGCGCGAUGAAGGCGGUGCUCCGGAUGCCACGUUGAAGCGGAACGUGGAGGAGCCGCGGCUGCUGCGAAACGCCGAGGAGGACUUGGAGGAGGAAGAAGGCAGCGGCGGCGGCGGCGGAGCCUGAAGGGGGGCCCCAGCGGCGCUCCUCUCCGAGCAGCAGGAUGAAACUGAAAGAGGUAGACCGUACUGCCAUGCAGGCUUGGAGCCCUUCUCAACAUCAUCCCAUUUACUUGGCUGCAGGUACCUCUGCUCAGCAGUUGGAUGCCACUUUCAGUACCAAUGCUUCCCUAGAAAUAUUUGAACUUGAUUUGACAGACCCAGCACUGGAUUUGAAGUCCUGUGCCACUUUCUCUUCCCCUCAUAGGUAUCACAAAUUGAUCUGGAGUCCUCACAAAACAGCAUCCGAUGAGACGCUUUCCGGAGUUCUUAUUGCUGGUGGUGAAAAUGGGAAUAUAAUUUUGUAUGAUCCAGCUAAAAUAUUAGCUGGUGAAACCGAAGUCAUGAUUGCUCAGAAUGACAAGCAUACGGGGCCUGUAAGAUCUCUGGAUGUUAAUCUAUUCCAGACAAAUCUAGUAGCUUCUGGUGCAAAUGAGUCAGAGAUCUACAUCUGGGAUUUAAAUAACUUUGCAACGCCGAUGACACCAGGAAGCAAGACACAGCCUCCUGAAGACAUCAGCUGUAUUGCGUGGAACAGACAAGUCCAACAUAUCUUGGCCUCUGCGAGCCCCAGUGGUCGUGCUACCGUGUGGGAUCUCAGGAAAAACGAACCUAUCAUCAAAGUCAGCGACCACAGCAAUCGGAUGCAUUGCUCAGGGCUGGAAUGGCAUCCUGAGGUGGCUACGCAAAUGGUUCUGGCAUCAGAAGAUGACCGGCUACCCGUAAUCCAGAUAUGGGACCUGAGAUUUGCAUCUUCUCCUCUUCGCGUUCUUGAAAACCAUGCAAGAGGUAUUUUGACAAUUGCUUGGAGCAUGGCAGAUCCUGAACUACUGCUGAGCUGUGGCAAAGAUUCUAAAAUCCUUUGUUCCAAUCCAAACACAGGAGAGGUGUUGUAUGAGCUUCCUACCUCUACCCAGUGGUGCUUCGAUGUGCAGUGGUGUCCCAGGAAUCCUGCCCUUCUCUCUGCUGCUUCUUUCGAUGGGAAAAUCAGUGUUUACUCGAUCAUGGGAGGAAGCACCGAUAGCCUGCGACAAAAACAAGCGGACAAGCUCUCCUCGUCUUUUGGCGAUCUGGAUCCCUUCGGAACAGGGCAUCCCCUUCCUCCAUUGCACCUCCCACAACAGACCACCCUGCAGAGCACUGUUCUUCCUCUGAAGAAGCCACCCAAGUGGAUUCGUCGACCGGUGGGAGCCUCUUUUUCCUUUGGAGGGAGGCUGGUCACUUUUGAGAAUAACAAGACUCAACAGCAAGGAGAACAUCCCCAACAGCCCUACCACGUCUACGUUAGUCAAGUUGUCACCGAGAUGGAAUUCUUGAACCGGUCCAACCAGCUGCAGGAAGCGGUUCAGGCCGAAGCCUUCUCCAGCUACUGUCAGAAGAAAAUCGAUGUAGCCAAAAAUGACUUCGAGAGGAACGUGUGGUCAUUCCUCAAGGUGCAUUUUGAGGAAGACUCCCGUGGCAAAUAUCUGGAACUCUUGGGGUACAAAAAAGAUGGCCUGGGACAGAAGAUUACUUCAACUCUUGCUAAGGAGAGUCCUCAGGGCAGAGAUCAAGAUGAGGCUCACGAGGAAGCUGACAUGCUUGCACAGCCUGAUGGUGGAGAGGGUCUUGCCGCUAAGGACCAGCUGUUUGCAGAGAGUAAAAACACUGAGUUUGAUUCACUGCAACCCAUCAAUGAAACCUUUAACAUUUCUGUCACCGGAGACAUUGAUGGUUUGAUCACUCAGGCUUUGCUGACGGGGAACUUUGAAAGUGCCGUUGACCUUUGCCUGCACGACAAUCGCAUGGCUGACGCCAUUAUCCUUGCCAUAGCUGGUGGCCAAGAACUGUUGUCCAAGACGCAGAAGAAGUAUUUUGCGAAAACAAGAGGCAAAAUCACCAGGCUCAUCACUGCUGUUGUGACCAAGAACUGGAAGGAGAUUGUCCAGUCAUGUGAUUUGCAAAACUGGAAAGAGGCCUUGGCAGCUGUGCUGACUUACGCUAGGCUGGAUGAAUUUGCAGUUCUUUGUGAUUUGUUGGGCUCGAGACUUGAAAACGAAGGGGACAGCGUUUUGCAAACGCAGGCUUGCCUGUGCUUCAUUUGUGCCGGAAAUGUGGAGAAGUUAGUUUCCUGUUGGACUAAAGCCCAGGAUGGAAACAAUCCACUGUCUCUUCAGGAUCUCAUUGAAAAAGUGGUCAUUCUGCGUAAAGCUGUCCAACAGACCCAGGUGAUGGAUGCCAAUGCUGUCGGGGUCCUUCUGGCGGAAAAGAUGAGCCAGUAUGCCAACCUUUUGGCUUCUCAAGGCAGCAUCGCUGCAGCGUUAGCUUUCCUUCCGGCUAAUACCAACCAGCCCAACAUCGUGGUGCUACGGGACAGGAUCUGCAAAGCGCAGGGGGAGCUUCCCAGGGGCUCAGAGGCACCCCCAGCACCCUACGAGAGGCAACCAGCAGCCAAGGGGAGGAGUGGCCCUGCUGCUGGUCAGAUGCCGCAAAACCCAACUCCGCAGUAUUAUCAGCAGGUUAGAAUUGCCCCUACUGUUACUACCUGGAGUAACAAAAACCCCACUGCCCUUCCCAGCUUUCCUGCAGCCUCUCCCUCUGAGACACAGAGAGAGAACCCACCACCUCCUCCAGGGUUUAUUAUGCAAAAGGACAUGAACCCCCACAUGCCACCGCAUCAGCCUGCCCACUCCGAUUACAAUAUGUACACAAGACAACCAUGCCCACAACCUUGUCAGCCAUCCCAACCGUAUUCUUUUCGACCGUCACACUAUCAGCCGCAACAGCCUCCUCUUGCUCCUCCUACUUCGACCGCUUACCCUACCUCUAACCCCCCUUACAUGCCCUCUAACCCUGCCGGUGCCAUGCCUCCCCCCUUAUACUCCUCCCAGCCGCAGGCCUCUCCAACCAGCUUGAAUCCAAGCCCUUCUCUUCCUCCUCCCCCUGCCUCCUUCCAGCAUGGCCGGCCAGGAGCUCCACCGUCUUCUCUGCCGUCGUAUGCGUUGCCUCCUGGACCAACAGGUACAGAGACUGCGACCAGUGAGUUGGCUGCUUCCCAAAGAACAGAAUAUCAUUAUUUACAAGACCAAGACAGUUUCCUGGAAGGUCCCCAGAAUGGCUGGAACGACCCGCCUGCUCUGAGCAGAGCUGGAAAGAAGAAAAAGGUGCCUGAUACCUUCCUGCCUCCUGUUCCCAUCACGGCCCCCAUCAUGACUCCUUUGUCAGACCCACAAGCUCAGCUGCAGCAGCCUCCCACUUCGGCCCCGCCUCUGACUCAGGUCCCCUUCCAGCCCUCCCAUCUGCCUCCGGGCCAGCCAGGGUUACAGAACCCCUUCCAGAACGUUGCACCGCCAGGGGUCCAGACAAUCAUGACUCCCACCGUAUCGGCAUCUAGCAUGGAAGGAGCACCAGGAGCUCCAAUAGGAAACACAAUGCAGCACAUGCAAUCCCUGCCCACGGAGAAGAUCACAAAAAAGCCCAUUCCCGAGGAACAUCUUAUCCUAAAGUCCACUUUUGAAGCUUUGAUCCAGAGAUGUCUCUCUUCAGCUACAGAUCCGCAAACCAAGAGGAAAUUAGACGAUGCCAACAAACGCCUGGAGUUACUGUAUGAUAAGCUUAGAGAUCAGACGCUCUCUCCAAUGAUAAUCAAUGGUUUGCACAACAUUGCCAGGAGCAUUGAAACCCGGAACUACACCGAGGGGCUGAACAUCCACACCCACAUCGUCAGCACAAGCAACUUCAGCGAAAUAUCAGCGUUCAUGCCGGUGCUGAAAGUCGUCCUCACUCAAGCCAACAAGCUUGGCGUCUAAAGCGGGCUUGGGUGGAAAGUCCUGGAGCUGUGGAAGGGUGCAUGACGUGUUCCACAUUCUGUCCCUUAGAGCAUGAUGUGGUAGAGAGAGCAGGUCACGGCUGUAUCCCUGCCAGAGGAGCUUCAUUUUAGAAGGGCUCAUGAGCCCUGGUGCUUAUUCUUUUCUCUCUUCUUUUAUUACUCCUACCUACAGAUACUGUAUUUAAUUAUGCCACCCCCUCCAUAUCGUCCAUUUUAAAUGCAUGGUCUCUGCUGCUUUGAAAGUGGCUUUUAAAUACUGAAAGAGAGAGGAUGAGGCAGCCGUCGUCAGAAAAAAAAUAUUCCUUCCACAAGUCUCAUUAUCAGCCUAUUAAAAGUUCCAGAUUCUA